Spirodela intermedia is the source of this 4415-nucleotide messenger RNA. NCBI's taxonomy places the organism in Eukaryota, Viridiplantae, Streptophyta, Magnoliopsida, Alismatales, Araceae. The record is from the annotation of a GenBank genome assembly.
AUGGGGCGCUUAAGACUGCAGUCCGGAAUUAAGGCAAUUGAAGAAGAGGAGGUUGAUGACUGUGAGGGAACUUCUAGUAGAGUUGCAUUAGCAUGCAUGAUAAAUUCUGAAGUUGGUGCGGUUUUAGCUGUUAUGAGGAGAAAUGUACGUUGGGGUGGUCGCUAUGUAGGUGGUGACGAACAUCUGGAACAUUCUCUCAUUCAGUCUUUGAAGACACUAAGACGGCAAAUUUUUUCUUUGGAGCACAAGUGGCAUGCUGUGAAUCCCAACCUUUACCUUAAGCCAUUCUUGGAUGUGAUCCGAUCUGAUGAAACAGGUGCACCCAUCACUGGUGUUGCGUUAUCCUCUGUUUACAAGAUCUUGACCCUGGACAUAUUGGAUCUAAAUACUGUGAAUGUUGAUAAUGCAAUGUAUUUGAUUGUGGAUGCGGUGACAAGUUGUCGGUUUGAGGUAACUGAUCCUGCAUCUGAAGAGGUUGUUUUAAUGAAGAUACUCCAAGUACUUCUAGCAUGCAUGAAGAGCAAGGCAUCUGUGUUGUUAAAUAAUCAACAUGUAUGCACAAUUGUAAAUACAUGUUUUCGUGUAGUCCAUCAAGCAGGAACCAAGGGUGAAUUGCUUCAGAGAUUUUCUCAUCAUACUAUGCACGAACUAGUCAAGUGCAUUUUUUCACACCUAAAAGAUAUUGAGGAAUCUCAAUUAAGUAAUGGAGGAAGUCCCCUUCUGGCACCAGAAGUAAGUCCUCAAUUUUGUUUUUUCUGUUUCAAAACUCCUCUUUCUCGAAUUAACUAACCUCUGUUCUGCAGAUUGGUGGGCUUGACAAAGGCAGUGAUUUUCAUGCUAAACAAGUGGAAAAUGGAGAUGGAAGUGUUGGAGUUGAGGAAACCAGAUUACCUGUUGGUUCUCCUGUAGCAAACUUAGUUGAUCAAAAUUCCGUGGCUGAAUUAACUAAUGGUGCACAAGCAAUGUCAGAGCCUUAUGGAAUUCCUUGCAUGGUGGAGAUAUUCCACUUCUUGUGUUCUCUUCUAAAUAUCACUGAACAAAUUGGCGUGGGUCCCAAUUCAAACCCUAUAGCUUUUGAGGAAGAUGUCCCUCUCUUUGCAUUGAGGUUGAUUAAUUCUGCCAUUGAAUUGGGAGGAUCCUCUAUACAAAAACACCCAAAGUUAUUAGCUCUGAUACAGGAUGAACUUUUCCGUAAUCUGAUGCAAUUUGGCCUGUCGAUGAGCCCAUUAAUUGUGUCAAUGGUUUGCAGCAUUGUUCUGAAUCUCUAUCAUCAUUUGCGUACGGAGCUGAAGCUUCAGUUUGAAGCUUUUUUCUCAUGUGUCAUACUGAGACUGGCAAAAAGCAGACAUGGAGCAUUAUACCAGCAGCAGGAGGUUGCAAUGGAGGCUCUUGUUGACUUUUGCCGGCAAAAUACCUUUAUGCCUGAAAUGUAUGCUAACUUGGAUUGUGAUAUAACAUGCAACAACAUAUUUGAAGACCUUGCUAAUCUUCUGUCGAAGAGUGCAUUUCCAGUGAACUGCCCGUUAUCAGCGAUGCAUAUUCUUGCUUUGGAUGGUCUAAUUGCAAUCAUUCAAGGUAUGGCUAGCAGGAUUACUGAUGCAUGCCCAGUGCCAGACCAUGCUCCCGUAGAGUUUGAAGAGUACAGCCCAUUCUGGACGGUCAAGUGUAAGAACUAUUCUGAUCCUGAUAGUUGGGUAAAGUUUGUUCGCCACCAGAAGUACAUAAAGAGAAGGCUAAUGAUUGGGGCAGAUCACUUUAACCGGGACCCAAAGAAGGGGUUGGAGUUUUUGCAGGGAACACACCUCUUGCCAGAGAAGCUUGACCCUCAAAGUGUCGCAUGUUUCUUCCGAUAUACAGCUGGACUUGAUAAGAACCUUGUUGGGGACUUCUUGGGCAACCACGAUGACUUUUGCGUUCAGGUACUUCAUGAAUUUGCUUGGACGUUUGAUUUUCAUGAGAUGAAUUUAGAUACCGCUCUAAGGCUUUUUCUUGAGACCUUCAGGCUUCCUGGUGAAUCUCAGAAGAUUCAGAGGGUGCUUGAGGCUUUCUCGGAGAGAUACUAUGAACAAUCUCCCCAUAUUCUUGCUAACAAGGAUGCGGCACUCCUGCUAUCUUAUUCACUCAUCAUGCUGAAUACUGAUCAGCAUAAUGUUCAAGUCAAGAAGAAGAUGACAGAAGAAGACUUCAUUCGGAACAACCGCCUGAUCAACGGUGGCAGUGACCUUCCCAGAGAAUUCCUGACUGAGCUGUUUCACUCGAUCUGCAAGAAUGAAAUAAAGACUACCCCUGAUUACAGCGCUGGGUUCCCUGAGAUGACACCCAGCCGGUGGAUUGAUCUGAUGCGAAAGUCUAAAAAUACGUCUCAGUACAUUGUCUAUGAUUCUCGACCGUUGCUUGAUCGUGACAUGUUUGCAAUCAUGUCAGGGCCCACAAUCGCUGCGAUUUCAGUUGUCUUUGAUCAUGCAGAGCAAGAGGAAGUCUUUCAUACUUGCAUCGAUGGCUUCCUGGCUGUGGCAAAGAUAUCUGCGUGUCACCAUCUCGAUGACGUACUUGAUGAUCUGGUGGUUUCCCUUUGUAAAUUCACGACUCUCCUAAAUGCUUCUUCGGUUGAGGAGCCUGUGAUAGCUUUUGGGGACGACUUGAAAGCUAGAAUAGCAACAGAAACAGUCUUCAGCAUAGCAAAUAGGUAUGGAGAUUAUAUUCAUACCGGCUGGAGGAAUAUAUUAGAUUGCAUCUUAAAGUUGCACAAGCUCGGUCUUCUUCCAGCCCGUGUCGCCAGUGAUGCAGCCGAUGAUUCUGAGUAUGCCCUAGAUUCAGCCCAUGGAAAGCCGCCUCCUAGCUCUCAAUAUGCAUCUCAUCUGCCGUCCAUGGGCACGCCUCGCAGAUCCUCAGGGUUGAUGGGCAGGUUCAGCCAGCUACUGUCUCUGGACACAGAGGAGCCCAGGUCUCAACCAACUGAACAGCAGCUUGCUGCCCAUCAGAGAACCCUUCAGACAAUUCAGAAGUGUCACAUUGAUACCAUCUUCACGGAGAGCAAAUUCCUGCAGGCAGAAUCGCUAUUGCAGCUCGCUAAGGCACUCACCUGGGCGGCUGGUCGGCCGCAGAAAGUGAAUAGCUCACCUGACGAUGAAGACACUGCGGUUUUCUGCCUUGAAUUGCUGAUUGCCAUUACACUGAACAACAGAGACAGGAUUGUGCUCCUCUGGCAAGGUGUCUACGACCACAUUGCCAACAUUGUUCAGUCCACAGUGAUACCCUGUACUCUUGUGGAGAAGGCGGUCUUUGGCCUUCUUCGCAUAUGCCAGAGACUACUUCCAUAUAAGGAGAACCUGGCUGAUGAGCUUUUGCGAUCAUUGCAGUUGAUUCUCAAGCUUGAUGCCAGAGUUGCAGAUGCUUACUGUGAGAACAUCACACUAGAGGUCACCCGUCUCGUAAAGGCGAAUGCUUCCCACAUAAAGUCACAGAUGGGCUGGCGCACCAUCACCUCCUUGCUCUCCAUCACCGCUCGCCACCCCGAGGCCUCUGAGGUGGGCUUUGAGGCGCUGGUGUUCAUCAUGUCUGAAGGGACCCAUCUUUCACCGGCCAACUACAUUCUUUGCCUCGAGGCAUCAAGACAAUUUGUAGAAUCUCGGGUGGGGCUUACCGACAGAUCCGUCCAUGCAUUGGACCUGAUGGCUGAAUCCAUGGCAUCUUUGGUUCGGUGGUCUCACGAGGCAAAGCGUGCAGGAGAAGGGUCCGAGAAAAUAUCAGAGGGAAUAAGAGACAUGUGGCUGAGGCUGGUGCAGGCACUGAGGAAAAUCUGUGUGGACCAGAGGGAGGAGAUAAGGAACCACGCCGUGACACUACUCCAGAGAUGCCUGGCGGGAUCGGAGGGCAUUCCCCUCUCUGGUUCUUCAUUUCUUCAGCUGUUUGACUUGAUUGUAUUCGUCCUGCUUGAUGACCUUCUGGAGAUUGCCCAGAGUCAUUUGCCAAAGGACUACCGAAACAUGGAGGGAACCCUCGUCUUAUCUGUGAAGCUGCUGUCCAAGGUGUUCUUGCAGCUGCUCCAAGAGCUCUCCCUUCUGAGCAGCUUCUGCAAGAUCUGGCUCGGGGUACUGAGCCGCAUGGAGAAGUACAUGAAGUUGAAGGUCAGGGGAAAGAGGUGUGAGAAGCUCCAGGAGCUGAUUCCGGAGCUCCUGAAGAACACUUUGCUCGUGAUGAAGGCAAAGGGGAUCCUCAUUAGGAGGAGCACAAUCGGUGGAGAUAGCCUCUGGGAACUCACGUGGCUCCAUGUGAACAGCAUCUCUGCAUCUCUUCAGUCUGAGGUUUUCCCAGGAAAGGAGCUGCAGCAGGACUCGGAGAGUCCUCACCUGGGCAGUUCGCCACCUGAAUCAUCGCCAUUGCCCUCAGGAGACAUCAGCCAAGCAGUAGGAUGA